Molecule: messenger RNA, 3573 nt
Organism: Exaiptasia diaphana
Lineage: Eukaryota; Metazoa; Cnidaria; Anthozoa; Actiniaria; Aiptasiidae
Product: IQ domain-containing protein E
Exons: 27
Coding region: 268-3114 (948 amino acids)
Molecular function (GO): protein binding
Source: RefSeq, a predicted model, not a curated record
CAUUCCCGUAGCUGAAAAUUGAAUUGAAUUUUCCAAAGAAAAGCGAAUACUUUCUUCCGUUUGAUUGAAUCUCUGUAAAAAAAUCUAUUACUUGGAACUGUGUUUUAAUUACCAUGGGCUAGAUCAAUGCAGUUUUCUUACCGGACAAGUGUUACCUUGGCGGGAGAAGUUUUGUCGCGAACGCAGUCGAUUUGGCGGUUGACACUACGAUAAGCUUAUCUGAAAAGACUCCUAUUUGUUGCUUGUUAUUAACUAAUUUUGUUUGAAAUGCCGUCUCCAAAUAUUGCUAUAGAGGAUGUUGAUGCCUAUUCAGAUUCAGGCUCAACCAUCUCUCUUGCAAGUUGUGGUUCUGGUGGUAAUGAAUUUUCUCCAAGACCCCCAAGAGAUGGCUCAGUAAGAUCAAAGUCAGUGAAAGGCCGGCGCUCAAAAAUUUCAAACACAUCACGUUCCCCAUAUGCAUCAAGACAGCAGAUUCCAUCAAGAAAAAGUGAACUUGCAUCAAAGUCAAUGGGAAGGAAUCUAUGGAUGACAGCAAUGAAAAAUGGCACAGGAUCAUUGAGCACUAAUAAUACAGCCAUGAAUACUUGGGCWGGUGCAAGACCUUCUCAYGCCAAUAAAAAGAGGCCUGGAUCAAGAACAAGAAAUUUCAGUGAUGUUGUUGAUCUGACUGACGGAAAGAGUAAAUUCUUUUCCAAAAGUGCAACCAUGUCUUACAGUGAGCCAUAUGCUACUUCAGGUGGACCAGCAUUAAAACCUGCAGAAGAUUACUAUGAUGAAAUUAUUGAAUUAAAGAAGAUAAUUAAUUUAUUGAAAGAAGAAAACAAUAAGGUCAAUACAAAAUUACAUCGUGUCGAACAAGAAAAUGUUUUGAAGGAUCGGCAAAUAGAGGACCUCUUGAACUCAAGAAAGCAGCCUGAAGAUUUGAGAAGAACUUUGACUGACAAAAGAGGAGAUUCCAGUUCAAUUGUUACAAGCUUAAAACAGAAGCUCCAUGCUGUUGAGAGAACAGUCAAAGAAAAAGAAGGAGAAAUAAAUAAAAUGAAGAGAGACCUAAAGACUACAGAUGUUGAAGAACUAAAAAUUCAGUCUGAAGUGUACUAUCAAGAAGUGCAAAGGUUACAGUUGACUUUACUCCAGUUACAACAAGAACGAAUGGAUGAGUUGUAUGCUGAAGAUGAUAUGCCAUCAUCAAGAUUUGACAAAUCACCUGUUAGUGUACCUCAACAAAAACUACAAAAGGAUAUUGAAAUUCUUAAAGCUGAAAACAAAAGUCUAAAAAAAGAACUGAUAUCAGCUGUAGAAAGCCAGUCCAAAGGUGAAGCAAAGCCAUUAAAAGUUGAAUAUGCUGACAUGACAAGAGGACAACUUCUUCAAACSAUACAUGAGCUAGAAGAGAGAGUUGAUGAAAUGGAAACUAAGGCAUCAAGUCUUCAAAAAGAAAAAAUGAACCAGAAUGACAGGAAAGGCUCCAAAAAGAAAACAAAAGAUCGUAAAAGUUCAGUUUCAAGCACCGCUAGUACUGUCGAGGAGAAGGAAUCAGAACUUAUGGAGGAAAAUGAAAAACAACGUAAAAUCAUUGAGAAGUUAAAAGAGGAUCGUACACACUACCGCUUAAUUGCAGAUGAUUUGAGAAAACAACUAAAAGAACGAGAAUCAGAACUUGAAGAAUUGCAACUGCAUCUUUCAAAAGACACAUCAGCAGGAGGUGGUGUCAGUUCUUCAGGUCGAAAGACAAGUGUGACUUCAACAUCAAGUCAGUACAGCCCAAGAAAGGAUUCAAUAACUGCAAAAGAAAGAGAGGAAAAGAUGGAGAGAGAGUUUCAGGAAUUCCAACAGCGACAUGCAGCUAAAGUUUUACAAAAACAAUGGAGGACUUACAAAGGGAGUAAGGGUGAACGUGAAGUCAGACAAAAGGCUGAAGAUGAAGCUGCCAAAACACUACAGCGAGAAUGGAGGAAACAUCUAAACAAGAAAGAAUCCUCAUCACAAAAUGAGGCAAUAACAGAUAUCCAAGCAGCUUUCCGUGGUCAUUUAACAAGGAAAGAAAGGUUAAACAGAAUUCAACAGGAUGACAUGGAUUCAGAUGAUGCAAUAGUGGAUUUACAAUCUGCAUUAAGAGGGCACCUAACAAGAUCUAGAAACCGUGAGGAACCUGAAGAUGAUCAGUGGUCACGUGAUAUGUUAAGAGAUGGAGAAUUAUCAGAAUCAGGUGACUCUGACAACGACAUAGUCAUUGGUAAUAAACCACCAACAUCAGGCUACAGAAAGYUAUCUUCACAMAGCUCUGAUAAAUCACCUUUCUCUGCCAAGAAAAGAUCAAGUUUYACAGGUCUUACGAAGCAGAUCAACCCACAACGAACGAUCGACGAAGCCCCCGAAGACAGCRACGAUGACAUCGUUGUCUCUAGUCGUGCGCACAGCAAACCUUCCACUUCACGUCACGUGACAUCCUCACGYGAUCGACCUGCCAAGCCAAGUCGUUACGAAAUCGUGGAUAGCGACGAAGAUGAAGAGGAGGUCAUUGUUUCGACCAAAAGUACAGCAAGGAACUCUGCCAGGAGUUCAGUUAAGUCUGACCGUGGAGGAUCAACGAAAGGAAAACAAAGGCUUGAUGAUGGUAAAACUAAGAYCCAGUCUCUUAAAAAAGUUCAGAGAAACCAACAGCGUGACCUCGAGGAGUCUGAGGACGAUAGUGAGGAAGAUGACGUAGUUGUUACGCCAUCGAAGUCUGGUGGAUUCGGCUCGAGAGGUUCUUCAUCGAAAUAUAGUAAAACGUCAACACCCAAGCGUGGAUCGCUAGUCGAUAGUCUUCUUGCUCCAGCACCUCGAUCGUCGAUGGACAAUAGAGGAAGGAAGUUAAUAAUACAGGAUGAUGAUGAUGAUGAUGAUGAUGAUGAUGAUGAUGAUGAUGAUGAUGAUGAUGAUGAUAUUGUUCUAAGUUCCUUCAGCAAAAGAAGCAGUAGAUCAAGUUCUACUUCGAAGAAAAAAGAUUCACUGGCAAGCCUGUGGUCGGAUCCGAAACCAAAAAAGAAGAGUUCCUUUGGAUUUAGUUCGUUUGAAGAUGAUUUCUCUUCGAAAAAACGCAACACGUCAAGUCUCGAUGAAUUUUUUUAAUGAUCGUACAAAAAGUGAUAUACUCUCAAACAAUAACACAGGAAGCCCGAAAACAAAUAUGGUGAUUCGCAUCAGGAUAGCGGUCAACAAUGUAUAUGAAUAUUAAUAUGUUCAGAUGUACAUAUAUUUAAAUCAUAAAGUAAAACUUGAAACUGAAACUGAAACUGAAAUACAAAAUCGCUGUGCAUUGUGGUCUAGCUUCGAAUGAACAUGUGAUGUUUGUACUGAAUUUAUUUUAGACCACAAUGCAAUGCGUAAUGUUGUUUCUGAAAAGGYURUUCKACUCGUACGUGUUAAUAUGCUCGACCAUCUGAAACCACCAAACAAAAUGUGAUUUUCAUACAAGAUAAGAUAACUAAAUAGCUUGUGUUAGCGAGUGUUUCUAGUUGUCAAACAGUCGUGAUGAAAUCAUGAAUUCUCAAAUAUAGAUUCUUCAAUAAAUAUAAUCAAACCGUGGAA